This is a messenger RNA of Copidosoma floridanum, 400 nucleotides long. Its product is annotated as putative ATP-dependent RNA helicase DHX35. Gene Ontology annotation, cellular component: catalytic step 2 spliceosome; intracellular anatomical structure. Gene Ontology annotation, molecular function: RNA binding; helicase activity. Lineage: Eukaryota; Metazoa; Arthropoda; Insecta; Hymenoptera; Encyrtidae. The record is from RefSeq and is a predicted model, not a curated record.
UCGUCUGAUCAAAACAAUCAGACUUUUGGUCAAUAUGCAAGUUAAAGUUUCAAGUGUGUGCACGUAGUUUAUAAAAAUAAACAGUUAUAAAUAAAAUAUGUGUUGGUUAUCAUCAGUUCUAUGAGAAACAAUGAGUAUCAAGCCAAGAUUCUUAGCGCCGGGUGAAAACACCUGGCUAGAAGAUAAAGUAGAUAUUGAUGCACACGUGUCCACCCAGUUUGUUUAUAACGCCAACCAUUCAUUGGCUUUUGAUCUACAACGUAAAAGGUUGCCAAUUUUCAAAGUUAGAAGUCACAUAAUUUAUUUACUGGAGAAAUAUCAGACACUUAUACUUGUUGGAGAAACAGGAUGUGGAAAGAGUACUCAAAUCCCUCAGUUCAUCGAACUCAAAACUGCAUGA